This is a messenger RNA of Sclerotinia trifoliorum, 4688 nucleotides long. NCBI's taxonomy places the organism in Eukaryota, Fungi, Ascomycota, Leotiomycetes, Helotiales, Sclerotiniaceae. The record is from the annotation of a GenBank genome assembly.
CUCUUUACUUUUUACCAUUAUCUAUUAUACAAAAACGCAUGCAAUGAUUUGAUGAUUCUAUUUAUAUGAUUAAGUUCAACUUUAAAUACGAUUGCAUUGAUUUUGUCAAUCAUAAUUAUAUUAGAUUUACUUACAAUGGCUUCAUCCCGAGAAUCUUCGCCCGCGACAUCUACUUCACCAAUGGAGUUAACACCCAAAUCCAAAAUAAGAGCAGACCUUGCAGCCGCAGGAUUGGGUAGUUCUGAUGAAGAGAGUGUGUCCGGAAACGCGAGAAAAAGAUUAGCCUCGCGAAAACCAAAGCCAAACAGCUCAAAACCGGAUACAUCUAAUGCCAAUUCGCAAUUAACCUUACCCAGCAGGAAAGAAGGAUCGAUUGAGGUCGAAAGCCAGAGUUCUUCAGACGAUGAGGAUGUAUCAAGGCCAAGGGGCCGAAUGGCUGCACGUAUGCGAGCUGCAUUAGACGGGUCAGACGACGAUCAGCUUGUUGCGAAUAAUCCGAGGGAAAGAGUCAAGAGAUUAUUGAAGAAGAAACCAAGGCCCGAGCCACCGAAGGCUGCAGAUGAAGACAGUCAGACUGAUGAAACUGGCACGCCAGUCAUUUCACGGAAGCGCAGUAUAGGAGAUUCGCUUCCCCAGACACCCGUUCAAUCAACUCCUCAACAAGAAUCUACCUCGCCGGGACUUUUUGUUACACCCAAUGCUGGCAGAUCAGCCACACCACAAGCUGACCCCCAAGGAUUAGAGGGUGUUUCAAUGAACUCAACAUCGGUAUCAAACAAACUCCGAGCUCUGGUUGAAAAGAAGCGACAAGAACUACGCGUGAAAGAGGUAGGAGAGAAAAAUAAGAAGGCCACUAAAGUAGCAGAAAGAAAACGACAGGCCGCAUCAAUCGAGGAAGAUGAUCAAGAUAGCACCGAAGAUGAGGGAGGGCAGCGACUUACGCAACAGAAUCGCCCUACCCGCAAGGCAAGCAAGAGGGCCAUUGAGGAGAUGAACAAAGAAACCCAACGGAUGAGCCGGAACAUGCAAUUAGCUCACAACCCUAUAACCAAGAAAAAAAUCACGAAACAGAGUUUGUUUGCUAAAUUCGGCUAUAAACAAGCUGGAGAGCCUAAUGUUGCUUCUUUGGAUCCUGUUAGACCAACGAGAUCAAGUCCUCCACCCGCACCACAAUCUGAUGUUGAUAUGCAGGAUACGCCACCCACAUCUCCACCAGAUGAUAUGAACAUUAAAGAAAAGCAAAAAUCCGCGGAACCUCCUCAGGUGGUAAGCAUAACUAUGGAUAUGGCAGACGAAGAAGAAGAUUUACCAACUCUCGAAGAAGUUUUAAAGUCGUCGCCACCUUGUCGGAAAGAAAAGGGUAAAGGAAAAGCUGUCCACUCGGAGCUGCCUGAAAUCUCAACGGAUAAGAAUUCUGUCUUCAAGCAACGGCCAAUUCGGGUACGACCAGCGAAGGUCGAUACAGGUGACUUGGAGCUUGAUUCAGAUAGUGAUCUUGAGAUUGUGAAAGUAAAGAAAUCUGUUCGCAAUGCAAAGCUAGAUGCAAUAUUUAAUCGCAUUCCAGAGAAACAAGCCCGAGAGCCUCAUUCAAUGGUGGCCUUACGAAUGCUUGCACAUCUUAGAUCGCCUGGAAAGCAAAACACAGGAAGAAAUCAGAAAUCUUCGAUGACAGCUCAAGACCUACAGAAUAGCCUACAGUUAAUGGCAAGGCAACAAGCCCAUCGAGAACGGGAGGAGCGACUCCAAGCUCUGAGAGAUAGAGGAAUUAUCGUGCAGACUUCUGAGGAACGUGAAAAAGAAAUGGCCGAGGUUUAUGAUUUGCUCGCCAAAGCUCGCCGAGAAGGAGAAGAGAUCCAGGCGAGAGAAAAGGCAGCUGCUAAAAAGGAGCGAAAGGCCAAUGGUGAAGUAGACCCAUUGGACGAUAGCAGUGACGAUGAGGAUUGGUCAGAAACAAAUGAAGUACCAGAAGAGGAAGAAGCUUCCGGCUCAGAAGAUAAUGAGCACGAAAACUCCGAAAACGAAGAAAGUGGUGAAGGCGAAGAUGAAGAGAUGGAGGAAAGGGAAGAGACAGCUCAUAGUGCAGCACCCAGCCCCUUUUUCGACAAUGAGGCAGAGGAAGAUGGAAAAUCCGAAAUUGACCUUUCUAUUCCAGAAGACUCAGUUGACCCUAUGGAUGCUGAAGAAGAAGAAAUAACUCUCCCUGUUCACCGAAAGUCCAGAAGAUCGAACAUUAUCUCCGAUGACGAGGAAGAAGAAUAUAUCCUUACAAAGACGCCAAAAGCUCCUCGGACUCUAUCUUUGACACAGCCACAGACCGAUUCACCAGUAGCCCCAACUUCAGUUCUUCGCUCAGCAACCAAAACAUUCAUACCUGGUUUAACCGUAACGGGCCCGGCUGGACUCGGUCUUACACAAAUAUUCCAAGGCACAAUGGAUGACAGCCAGGACGUUUUUGGAGCAUCAAAUCCAGAGUCACAAACGUUUGGUAAAAGGGGAACCUCCAUGGAUUUCCUUCGCCGACGAGCUUUGCCAGAGCUGCCUGAUUUUGUCCCCACUAUGAAUGACGAAGAGUCACAAGACAUAGUGAUGGACAGCCAAACUCAAAUAGCAGCAUCGCAACCAGCCGAUAGUGAGACUCAAGGAAUUCAGAUUUCAUUCUCUCAGUCACAAAUACAUGAUUUUGACAGCUUGGUUGAGAAUCCAUUGUCGACUCAAGUAUCCGACUUCCCAAAUACUCAGGACGAAGGAUUUUCCAUGAUCACGCCAAUCAAAUCCCGAUUUAUGGAUCCACCUUCAACAGCAGACACGCUCAGGAUGGAGUCCCAGUUUACUCAAAUUCCUGUCGACGAUAUUCAAGAAACACCUCUCGUGAAAAGGAAAGGAAAGCUCCGCCGAAGAGCUCAAGUUAAUUCUGUUUCCGAAGACGAUGAAUCAUUGGACGCCGUCAAAGUUGAUGAAAAUCAAAAUGACAAUUUCGAAAUUAGCGCCAACGCUUUUGAUGUCAUGCGAAAAGCCGCCAAAAGGAAGCCGAAGGUCCCAGAUAACUUCGAUAAGAAGAAAAGCGAUGCUAAGAACAUGGUCAAUGAACAAGCCGAGGAAUCAGAAGACGAGUAUGCUGGAUUAGGUGGUGCAAGCGACGAUGAAAGUGGUGGCGAAGAGGAUGCUUUUGUCAAGGAAAUGAUAGAUGACGAAAAGAAGGAUAUUGACGAGAGCGAACUUGCCAAAUUUUAUGCGUAAGAAUUUUCAACACCUCGUCACGUUUAUUUUUGCUAAUCCACGUUAGUGACCGCGAAAGAGCAAAUGACGAGAAGCAAAUAGAAAAGCUUUACAAUGAUAUCUCCAAGGGCAUGCUUCGCCGCAAACGUGGUGCUGAUUACGACCUUUCGGAUUCAGACGAUGGUGGAGAGGCACGUAAACGUCGAAAACGUGCAGCGGAGGCCAAGCUGCGCAAGGCUUUACUUGCAGACGAAAAAAUCGGGAAGAUUGCACAGAAUCCUAAAAAAGAGGCUUUUCUUCGUGCUAUCGAGGAUCAAGGAAGUGACGAUGAGAUGGGUUUUCUGGAUGAUUUUCAAGAAAAAGAUGACACUUCUGACUCACAGUCUCAAACUCAAAACGACGAAUCUCAGCAGGCGCCAGAGAAUCAGACUGGAGAAGUCAUGGGCCCUCCCCUGAAGCGUAAGCAUUCUGAUGGUGCAGGUUAUGUUCGACCGCCACCACAUUUGCGACGCACAGGAAAGAAGCCAUCAAAUCUCUCGGAGGUUCGAGAAUCAUUGUCAAGUCUCAUUGAAGAUCCUCAUGCUAUGGUCACUUCAACGAAUUUUGAGUCUGAUUCAGAUGAUGAUCUGGAAAUUGAAGGAGGUCCAGAACAAGGAAGCCAAAAAAAUCGUGAUCCUUUUGCCUUGCGCAGAACAGGCACUUCUAUCAUUGAUAGAAUACAACUUAAGCGUGAAUCUUCAAGCAAUGUUGCUGCCAAUAAGGAGCGUCUUGCAUUCGCUGCGCCUUCAUCACAACCAGGUCACAGGGUAGUACCUCUACUGAGAAAAGCCACGACAAAUAGCAGUAUCUUGUCUGGAACAUCAAGCACGGGUGUCAGUACUGGAAUGUCGGCAACGGAGCGAAUGGCGGGUGGGAAGGAUGAGGGAUCCAGUAUUAGGAGGGGAGGGGGAAAGCAUAGUGGAGUGAACUCUUUCGUCAGGGAAAGCGAGCGAAAGGCUAUGAUGGAGAAGAAGGAGAAGAGAAGAGAACAGAAGAAAUUCAAGGGCGUAGAGAGUAGGCGUAAGGCUGUUGGAGGUUUAUUUGGGAAAGGGUCGUUCGAUUAGGAACUUGUCAUUGGGAUAGACCGGAUUGUCUGUGUCUGGAUUAGCAUUUGGUGUUCUGGUGUAAACGAAUUGGCAUAGCCACAGGAGUUUUGAUAGAUUUGAUAUUGGAUUGAUGAUGAUGCUAACGCCAAGGUUUUACAUCCUGAUCUUCUUAUGCCAUCAUAUUGAAGAGUGUUUUGCCCUACGACAUUAGCUAUUUUGAAGGAAAGCAGCUGGCUUGAAAUACAUUUUGUGAUACAUACUUUAUGAAACUCAACAAUGAGAGUUCUAGUGUCACGAUUAUGGGGGAAAUGGAAAUGGAAAUGGAAAUGGCUUCAAUUCAUCCCAAUGUCUAUAAUGUUGCGAUGUAGUCUAGAACAAUAAGAAUAC